GUACAAACAGCUGCCACGACUUAGCUUUUCUCCCACGCCACGGAUUCAUUUUUCUUCUCAUUUCAAUUUCUCCAUGCAAAAAUACUAGUAUUAUUUUAUUACUAAUUAAAAGUCAAUUUUUCCACCUCCAAGAAUCGCACAAAACCCCUAGAAAUUUCCAUCAAUUUUAAUACGAAAAAAGAAAAUUAGUUCAGCCCCAAAAGAUACCCAAAUUUCCGCCUCCAGAAUCACAGAAAACAUUAGGAAUUUAAAUUGAUUCCUAUACAAAGACAAAAAGCUGUUCAACCAAAAGCUACAAUUUUUCAAUUGAAAAAUUGAUGGUUGGAUCAUCAUCAACAAAACAGGGGUUGCCAUCAUGGAUAGGGGCAGCCACUGCAACAAGAACCACCACCGUUGAAUUCGACAAAAACGUGGCCGUUUCUGGUGGCGACACGUCAUCAACUGAGCCUCCUUCACAUUCCAACCACUUUACCGAUGUGAAUUUGGGUUUUGGAGAGAGGGCUAUUUCCGCCGCCGGCGCUGCUGUUCUCUCCGCUAUCCUCGUCAACCCCCUUGAUGUUGCCAAGACAAGGUUGCAAGCUCAGGCUGCUGGUGUCCCUUAUGACAGCCUGUGUAGUUUGGGACAUGUUCAUGCAAAUACAGUGCUGACAGGUGUGAAGAACAACUCUGCAGGGACGCGUGCUGUUCUUGGUGCUGAACCAACAUGUACCCCAGAUUGUUUCAGAUAUAAAGGAACACUUGAUGUCUUUUUUAAAGUAAUACGUGAGGAAGGAUUUACCAGAUUGUGGAGAGGCACUAAUGCAAGUCUAACAUUGGCAAUCCCUUCUGUGGGGAUAUAUUUGCCUCUUUAUGACAUUUUCCGCAACUGUAUGGAAGAUUAUACAUUACGUAAUCUACCAAUUGCUACACCAUAUGUCCCCUUGGUAGCAGGAUCCUUAGCACGUUCCAUUGCUUGCAUCACUCUCUAUCCAGUUGAGCUUGCAAGGACACGUAUGCAGGCGUUCAAAGACACAAAAAACGGUGUGAAGCCCCCAGGAGUGUGGAAGACGUUAGUUGGGGUCGUUUCUCCAGUCAAUAGUGCAAACAGCUAUCAUCAAAAUUCAAUGCAAGCCUACCGCCUCCUCUGGACUGGUCUAGGGGCACAACUAGCUCGUGAUGUUCCUUUCUCUGCAAUUUGCUGGUCUACUCUUGAGCCAGUUAGGAGGAAGCUACUAGGCCUGGUGGGAGAUGAAGCAAGUGCAACUACUGUCCUUGGUGCAAAUUUCUCUGCUGGAUUUGUUGCAGGAAGUCUUGCAGCUGCUGCAACGUGUCCUUUAGAUGUGGCAAGAACUAGAAGACAUAUAGAGAAUGAUCCUGAACGAGCACUGAGAAUGACCACGAGACAAACGUUAGUUGAGAUAUGGAGGGAUGGGGGAUUUAAGGGGUUGUUCACUGGAGUUGGUCCCCGAGUUGCUCGAGCUGGUCCUUCAGUUGGGAUCGUUGUUUCCUUCUACGAGGUGGUAAAAUAUGGUUUGCGCCAUAGGCAUAUGCAUCGGCAGAGUGAAGGUGCUGAUUUAUAGCAUUGUGAUCUAGCUUCCAAGCCAAUGAGGCAAAUGAUAUUAGCAGAACUUGUACCAAUAAGACAGGCUGAAGAGCUAAAGGUUGAUAUUCGAUCAAGUGUAAUAUACUGAAGACCUGACUGUUUCAGCGAUUUGGCUCAUCACAGGGUAAUUCCUUCUAGCCAAUUUUGCCUGUGAGGCUUGAAGGUUGAUUUAUUCAAGCAAGCUUAGAAGUUUCUCCAGUGGUGGAGCUGUAUGUUUGGUUCAUAAUAGGCAGCCAUUUAUGCCUUGUUACUUUGUAAAUUCAUAAUCCUUCUCCCACAGUACUUCGUACAUACAGAUUAAUAAGAGAAAAACAAUUGUACCAUUGUGUAUUUCAGAAACUUUGUACAAGUAAACCAAAGAAACUAGACUGAUUUGUUGCGUGGACAUAACGAUAUAGUAGUAGUAGUUAUUGUAGGAAACUUCCUGGAGGGAACCAAAGGAGAAUGCACUUGAAAUUGCUUGCAAUUGGUGGUGGGUUACACGAGUGCACAAAAUGGGAGUUGUAAUACGUAACUACAAUUCAAUAAUUAAGUGAAAAGUGUUCAAGAAGUACCAUUGGUGAUAAAAUGUAAGUAUACGCCUUGGAGGCAUUCGAUGGCAAAAUAUUAUGGGAAGAAAGGGCAAUUUUCGACUAAGUUUUUCUGAAUUGGAAGGGCAGGAGAUAUACCUGAAAUAAGAUAAUAGUGUUCUUUCUAUUUUUUUCACGAGAUUCUUUUCUUCGUACAAAUGCUCUUAGGUGAAAGAGACUAGACUUUACUCUAGUGCAUCAGCCAGCGUAUUCAUAUUAGUUUUGUUGAUAACAUAUAAGUUUUACUUUUAAAGAGCGCUAGCACUUGACUAAUAAAAUAUUCAAAAAAAGUAAUUAGCUUCU
Molecule: messenger RNA, 2454 nt
Organism: Lycium ferocissimum
Lineage: Eukaryota; Viridiplantae; Streptophyta; Magnoliopsida; Solanales; Solanaceae
Product: mitochondrial carrier protein MTM1
Exons: 10
Coding region: 318-1559 (413 amino acids)
Biological process (GO): mitochondrial transmembrane transport
Source: RefSeq, a predicted model, not a curated record